UAAUGAAAGCUAUUUAUUUAUUGGCAUUAAUUUGUUUAUGCCUUUGUGAUGAUGGCACAUUGUUUUCAGUUGAUUAGAGACUUGGAAAAUACACAAUAAGCGAAGGUAAAUCACCUGUUGCUUUAGCAUGGGGUUACUAUAAACAUGAGGUAAUGUAGGAUGGAUGGGGUAAAUUGUACAUUUGGACAAGUGAUACUUUUAAAUCUCAUGAUUAUAGUUUAAAGACUUCUUAUGCAGCUGGUAUUUUAUGAAUUAUAUCAUUUAGGGUAUUUGGAAGGAUCAUUAACAUAUGAACACAUAUACAAUCAUUUCUGGUCUUGGUAUGAUUUUACUUUUGGAAAUGAAUAAGUAACCAAAGAAUUAUCUUAAUAUUUAUUGGAACAAUAUGAAUAUUCAAGAUAAUUGGUGAAAGACAAUAAAGGAGAUGAAUAUUAUGAAGCCUUGGGUAGAAUCUUAGCAUAAAAUGAUGGAUUAUAUUAAGCAAUUCAAGAUAAAGCUCCAAUCAAUAAGAGACUCACAUGGGUGCAAUUACUAUUGUUGUAAGCAUGUGGUGAUAUUUAUGAAUUGAAAGAAGCAAUGAAACCAAAAGCUGAAAGAAUUUAAUGGCAUUUAUUGACUCCAGAAGAAUUUGAAUGGGAAAGAGAAAAGAGAAUUUCUUGCUCUGCUUUAAUUAAGGCAUUAGAUGAUUGGAGUGAUGUUUGGAUGGCUCACACAACAUGGACAAGUUAUUAGAAUAUGCUUAGAAUUUAUAAAUACUAUUAAUUCUCUGGUCCAAAUCCAUAUAGAGUUAGUUUUUCAUCAAAGCCAGGACUUUUGUAUUCCAAGGAUGAUUUCUAUGUUCUACCAGAUGCUAAUAUGGUAGUCAUAGAAACCACAAAUUCUAUCUUGGAUAGUACUCUCUAUGAUUUGAUUGUACCAACUACUCUAUUAACUUGGUAAAGAGUUCCAGUUGCUCAUGCAAUCUCAAAGGGAGGAGAGAAAUGGACUAGUACAUUCAUAAGACAUAACUCAGGAACAUAUAAUAAUCAAUAUAUUGCUAUUGAUCUUAAAGUAGUAAAGAAGGAGUAAAAUAUUUUUAUUUAAAUUUAGUGUACCUCCUUAAAAGGACUUCAUUUGGAUUUCUGAAACAGUCCCAGGAUUUGCUAUAAAUAAGGAUGUGACUGCUAAAGUUAUAUCAAAUGGUAAUUAUUGGAAGAGUUAUAAUAUUCCAUUUACAACUGAGAUUUAUGACAGAGCUGGUUAUACUGAAGCUGUUAAAAAAGAUCCAAUAAAAUAUUCAUAUGAAUAAUGUCCAAGAGGAUAAAUGAUGAAUAGAGAUGCUCCUAAAGUUAAGAGUUUGGAUGAUAUGAAAAGAUUUAUCAGAUAUAAUGAUUAUAAAAAUGAUGCAAUUUCAGGUAAUAAUCCUGGAAAUGCCAUUUCAAGUAGAUUAGAUUUAUUAGAAGUAAUGAAUAAUAUUAUCAUUUUAGACUAAUCCAAGAGCUCAUGGAUCAAUUGAUGGAAAGGUAGCAUCUUUGGCUUCUGUUCCAUAAAACAUUGCCUAUGUUUAAAGUGGACCUACCACUGAUUAAUAGCCAAUAUUUAGUUGGACUCCAGCAUUCACAGGUAUCCAUUGGGGAUAACCAACAACAUUCAAUUUCACAUGGGUUGAAGUUAAGGAAUAAAAAAUUGUAUGAGU
Messenger RNA from Paramecium pentaurelia, 1675 nucleotides. Lineage: Eukaryota; Ciliophora; Oligohymenophorea; Peniculida; Parameciidae. The record is from the annotation of a GenBank genome assembly.